Messenger RNA from Drosophila eugracilis, 1709 nucleotides. Its product is annotated as phenoloxidase-activating factor 2. The record is from RefSeq and is a predicted model, not a curated record. The transcript has 2 exons. The coding region runs from base 342 to 1619 and encodes 425 amino acids. Gene Ontology annotation, molecular function: serine-type endopeptidase activity. Gene Ontology annotation, biological process: proteolysis. NCBI's taxonomy places the organism in Eukaryota, Metazoa, Arthropoda, Insecta, Diptera, Drosophilidae.
UAUUAUAUGUACAUAUGUAAGUAAGUACGGGUACGAGUACCUGUUACAUAUUUUUCAACGAAAAUCUAAAAGAAGCGAAACACGCAAGAAAAAGGGUUGACUUGGGCAACCGAACCAUCCUUCGCAGCAAAAUCCAUGUCACAAAUCUACUGAUUUUUAUACACACGUACACGUACGUAUGUUAUGCAAAUAAGAAUAAUCGCUACAGUCGAGCGCCGCGUUUAAUAAGGUUAUAAUGAUGACCAAUUCUAAAACAACAAUAUUGCUAGACAUAGACGACAUAGAACACCAUAUAAAGAAUGUGAAGUAACUGGCGAUGACGUCACUGUCCAAAUAUUACGAUGGCAGGCAUUACAAGUAUUUUGAUCGCAUUAUAUGCUAUUUUAACUUUAUGUCCGUCUACAACAACUCCUCAGCAAAACUUAAACGCAGAGAAAAAUAUUGAAGAAAUAUUUAACACCAACAGUAAUCUGCAACACAAAACACCUGUACAAGAAAUCACUGGAAUCGGAUUAGUAGUUACACCUGAGCCUUUGAGGCCAGAUAGUCCACAUUCCGGUUUUAAUUCAAUUAGUGGUAAAUCUUCAGAAUGUAAUUGCGUACCCUAUUAUAAAUGCGACCCAUCUACAAAUAGCGUAACAGAGGAUGGUUCGUUUGACGGAUUUGGUGUAAUAGAUAUACGCUUCAACACUGAUGAUCCGAUAUGUCCUGCAUCUGUAGACGUAUGUUGUUCGGAUAACAGGACACGUAGUGAGAUAUUAAAUCCAACGCCUUUAGUUCAAAGGACAAACCAAUCACUAGGCUGCGGUGUUCGAAACAUAGGUGGAUUAGAUUUUACUCUUUCGGGGGUAACGCAAAAUGAAGCUGGCUUUGGCGAGUUUCCAUGGACAGUAGCUUUAUUGCACUUAAAAAACUUGAGCUAUUUUUGUGCUGGAUCACUUAUACAUCAACAGGUGGUUUUAACAGCGAUACACUGUGUUGAGCGUCAUGGAAUAGGAACCUUUAUGGUUCGAGCUGGAGAGUGGGAUACACAAACAACGAAAGAGCGUUUACCUUAUCAAGAAAGAACAGCAAAAGCUGUUGUUACUCACCCUGAAUACAAAAGCAGGAACAUAGCAAAUGAUUUCGCACUUGUAAUUCUAAGUCAACCUUUCGUAUUAGACGAUCAUAUCAACGUAAUAUGUUUACCAAAACAAGAUUCUAUACCAGCAGCAGCAACCACAUGUUUUUCCACAGGCUGGGGAAAAGAUGCAUUCGGUUCCUUAGGAAAAUAUAGCGCAAUAAUGAAAAGUGUUCCCCUACCCAUUGUCGAAUUUAACUAUUGUCAAGUUCUUCUCAGAAGCACUAGACUAGGACCUAAGUUCGCCUUAGACAGAUCAUUUAUUUGCGCGGGUGGGCAGCGCGGCAUUGAUACCUGCCAAGGCGAUGGUGGAGCCCCACUUGCUUGUCCAAUUGGAAUGGUAUCUGAAAAUCGAUAUCAGCAAAGUGGUAUAGUUGCUUGGGGUAUUGGUUGCAACGAUGAAGUGCCAGCAGCUUAUUCUAGCGUUGCCUUGGCGCGAACUUGGAUUGACAAAGAAAUGUUAGCCCACGGUUUCGGAACGACUGCCUACAAUGCUUGACUUGGUGACUCCAAUUCUGAAAAAGUAUACUAUAUUAUUUCUUUUAUUAUGGAUACAGUAAUAAAUGUUUGAGUUUUCAUUGUACCACAA